CCGAUGGAGCCGGGCGGCGGGACGGGGCCGGGAACGGGCGGCGGCGGCUGCUUCCUGUACUACGCGUACGGCAGCAACCUGCUGCGGGAGCGGCUGCUGCUGGGCAGCCCCUCGGCCGUGCUCUGCGCCCUGGCGCUGCUGCAGGAUUUUAAGCUUGAGUUUGGCCAUCAUCAAGGCAGGACAAGUUCUGUCUGGCAUGGAGGUACAGCUACCAUUGUUCAGAGCCCUGGAGACGAAGUAUGGGGAAUAGUGUGGAAAAUGAACACUAGCAAUUUAAGUUCACUGGAUAAGCAAGAGGGAGUUGAAGCUGGCAUUUAUGUCCCAAUAGAAGUUAAUGUCCACACUCAAACGGGACAGGUACUGACCUGCCGAAGCUACCAAAUGAAGGACUAUGUCUGUGGUCCCCCUUCUCCUCACUAUAAAAAGGUUAUCUGCAUGGGUGCAAAACAGAAUGGCUUGCCAACUGACUAUCAAAAUAAAUUAGAAGCUAUUGAAACUAAUAACUAUGCAGGACCGGUGCCAAUCAUGGAAGAGAUUGAAGCAGCUGUUAAGGCAACGAAAAUAAAUUCUUCAUAGAAUACCUCUGCACUUGCUUGGUUAUUCACCUUGACCUAGGUAUCUCUCCUCACUGUGCUGAUCAGCAGUUUAUUUAUCAAGAAAAGAUGUUUGCUGUGUAUCUACAGUAAGCCAUUAGACAUAAUUUGAGGUCUGAAGACACGCUGACGUUGGUAACUUUUUUGUGUGUAUAGCUUGACUACAUGCUGAAGUUUUUGCAGAUUUGGAAAUUAUCCUUUUGUAAUUGUCAUGCAGUGCUGCAAAUAAAUUUCUGCUUCAUGUCCUGCUUAUAGACUUUUUAAAAGAAGGCUGUCGUGCUAGGUACUGGCAUCUCUUGCCCUCUGAGCAAUAAGGGCUGCAGGAUCAUGCCCUUCAUUUUUAAAUACUGUGUACACAAUUACCAAGAUUUGUUACAGUGCAAAGUAGGCUCAAAACUCUAAAUGGAGACUAAACUUUUUUCCUUUGCUGCUUCUUUUAAUGCUUUAAACCCCAACCUAUCUGAAGCUAUGGAGCUCCUGUUUCUGUUUAUAUAGUUAGUAAAGAAAGUAAUUUUUUUUAAGUAUCUCCAUGUUUUUUAAGUGUUAGACCAAAAGGCAACUGAGGCCUGAAGACAACAUUCAGCAAAGGAUCUCAAAGCAUAACGGCCUCCUCCUUUCUAUGUCUCGUAAUCAUCACAGGUGAACUGGUUAGGUAUAGCCAACAGGUUUUUUAAUCAUUUUAGUUAGGUAAUUUCAAGGUUCUUUAACUUUUUUAACUGGUAUGUUGCUUAUCUAGGCCUUGGUCUCGUGUCCAGGGAAAUCAGGAAGACUCCUGAGUCCUAGUGCAUUUAUUUAAUGGUUUUGUUUGCUUGUUAAACCCCAGAGGAACAGAUUUGGCCACUUCUCCCCACUCCCCUGGCUUUGACAAUCUUCUGCAAAAGUGGAAGCUCUUCUAACAAUUACAGUACUUCUCUUUAUGGUACUUAGCAACCCUUGUACCUAGUCCGUGGGGGACAAGAGGACUUUGUCUACCUGGAAGAUGUCAAACAACAAAACUUGGAUGUCUGUAUUUUUCUCUCUUGAUGAACAGAGGGGGUGUGAGAUGUCAUUUGUGCCACCUGUGUGAAUGCUUAGACAAAUGACGGAGGAACAGACUUGCUGGAUCUUCUGUGUAUAAAUUUUUUCUGUUAACUUCUGCCAGGGACGAAUAGGUGCUCUCUUGAUGUCAUAUGCCCAUUUCCAGAGCUGGGCGCUGUGACUGCAGUAAAACACGCUAUUUCCAGUAUUAGCAGUGUCUAGUCUGAAACAGUAAAUAAAAUCGUGAUUACCAGACA
Apus apus (common swift) is the source of this 1867-nucleotide messenger RNA. It is a transcript of the gene GGCT, whose product is annotated as gamma-glutamylcyclotransferase. The transcript is spliced from 4 exons. Gene Ontology annotation, molecular function: gamma-glutamylcyclotransferase activity. NCBI's taxonomy places the organism in Eukaryota, Metazoa, Chordata, Aves, Apodiformes, Apodidae. The coding region runs from base 4 to 576 and encodes 190 amino acids. The record is from RefSeq and is a predicted model, not a curated record.